Messenger RNA from Salpingoeca rosetta, 1520 nucleotides. Its product is annotated as coproporphyrinogen III oxidase. The coding region runs from base 330 to 1520 and encodes 396 amino acids. Gene Ontology annotation, molecular function: coproporphyrinogen oxidase activity. Lineage: Eukaryota; Choanoflagellata; Craspedida; Salpingoecidae. The record is from RefSeq and is a predicted model, not a curated record. Gene Ontology annotation, cellular component: mitochondrial intermembrane space; cytoplasm. The transcript has a single exon.
AUUUCCCGCAGCAGCAAAUCCCCCGCACACACAUCUUGCAUCACCAUCACAACCGCCACGCCAACCACUGCACACCUCCACCCAAUAUCGCACACGCUUGCGUGACAGAGCAAGCUUUCACGCACGCCUUCUUCACUUCUGCUUCUCCUCAAGCCUCACUCCCCCUUCCUACAACACCCUGAAACCUCUCCUGACCUACCUACCUGGCUGCAGCUCGCACACACCAUUCACACACACCACCGAACACCACUCACAACACCAGAAACCGAACACUCCCCACCACGCGACAACACCUUCCCCCCCCCCCCCACACACACACACAUCCCAAGAUGACGACGCCAUCGAUGCAGCAAGUGGAUGCACUGGAGCAGGAGUUCCGUGCUGUGCAAGACCACAUCACCUCGUUUCUGUCAUCCUUCUCUGGACAAGUGUUUGAGGAGACGGAGUGGCCCUACACGAAAGGCAAGGGUGGCGGCCGCACGCGCGUGCUUGAGGUGGACCGCCGCCACUACCUCCAGUCGCAAGGCGGCAACGCCAGCCCCUGGGAGCUGCGCCCGGAGCGCACCCCUCGCUCCUUCUUCGAGAAGGGCGCCUGCAACUUCUCCGGCAUCCACGGCGACAACAUGCCAAAGUCGGCCACCAGCGCCCUCAACAUCCCGGAGAACACGCCCUACCGCGCCACGGGCGUCUCCCUCAUCUUCCACCCCUCCAACCCGUACGUGCCCACCAUCCACAUGAACGUGCGCUUCUUCAUCUGCGGCGAGAAGUGGUGGUUUGGUGGCGGCAUCGAUGUCACGCCAACCUACCCGAUCCUGGAGCAGGCCAUCGCCUUCCACGCCGACCUCAAGCAGCUCUGCGACGCCCACCACGUGCCCUAUGGCGAGUGGAAGGAGUGGUGCGACAAGUACUUCUUCCUCCCGCACCGAAAUGAGACGCGCGGCAUCGGCGGCAUCUUCUACGACCACUUCCAGGGCGACAGCUUCGAGCACGCCAAAAACUUCACCAUGGCUCUCGGCCGCACCUUCAACGAGCUCUACUCCAUCUUCCUGCCCAACGGCAACAUCUCCUUCACCAUUGCCCAACGCGAGUUCCAGCUGUACCGCCGCGGCCGCUACGUCGAGUUCAACCUCGCCUACGAUCGCGGCACCAAGUUUGGCCUCAUGUCCAAUGGCCGCGCAGAGUCCAUCCUCGUCUCCCUUCCCGCCACCGUGCACUGGGUCUACGAGUACAAGCCGCCCGCGGGCAGCAAGGAGAGCUACCUCUAUGACCACUUUCUCAAACCACAGAGCUGGCUUGCCCUCACCGACGGCGACAAGGCGCAGAUGCAGCCGCCGCCAAACUUUGUCGGCGCCUCCAAGAGCAGCUUCGUUACCAUGCCCAGCAAGGGCCUGUUUGCCUCACUUGCCUGCCCCGCCGUGCUUGGGCCCCUUGCAUUUGUUGUCGGCGCUGCCGCUGCCGUUUGUUACUUCAAGAAGGGUGGCUGCUUGUUCUGUCUCCCUUCAUCAUGCUGCAAAGCGUGA